AUGAUGACCUUGGUUUCUCUUGCCCGCUUCAUCCCUCUCUUUGUAUUCGGGAUUUUACCCACCUACUUCGCGUAUGCCGAAUCGUGCUCAAGCAAUAUCACACCUGUCUUCCCCUCACUCUCCGAGUGCGCCCAAGACCUUCGUACUGCACUUGGCUACCCACUUGUAGGCUCUUGUGAUCCAGAAUCUGCACACGUUUUUGAGUCUUCCCCCAACUCCACUAACACAGUGCUUGCUACCCAAGGCAUAAAACCGGAAUACCCUGUCCUUCCUGAUGGAUUGGCAAACUGCAUCAAUUCCUUCGAGCAGUACUCAUUCCUCGCAAAAAAUAUCAUCCAGCGAAGGCAUGCGCAACAUGCCAAGCAGAGCCCAACACAGAAGUUGAUCAGCAGCAAGCUUGGCUAUCCUAUGCAUUUUGACAAAGCCAACAAGGGAAUCAUGGUGAACGCUCAAUUUGCCGAAUACGUCGCACAGGUGGGAAGACAACUUUACGAUACUGGUAUGCAAGACUUAGAGGAUAAUGAAGAGGCCGAUUUUGGACUUGUCAAUCUAGCCUUUGGACACCUUAUGCGAGACUGGAGUUCCCUUGGUAUACAAGAGAGGCAGGUCGUAUUUCCGCCCAUCAUGGCAGGGCUUGAGGAGCAUUUUGGUGUCAAGAGCAUGGGAAAAAAGGUGCUUGUGCCUGGGAGUGGUAUGGGCCGGCUAGCAAGUGAUAUUGCAGAUCUAGGUUACGACGUCACGGCUAACGAUAUGGACUACGGCUCUAUAUUGGUCUAUCACGUGUUGACAAACUAUACCACCUCGCUGAAUCAGUACACUUUGCAGCCCUUUGUUACUACAUGGGCGCAUCAGCCCAACCCUUCGUCGCGCUACUCUGCUAUAACAGUGCCGGACCACAUGCCAAACCAGGCCGUCAAGCUUGUCGAGGGCGACUUUCUAGACGUGUUUCCCGAAGACGCUCAGUUCGACGCCAUUGUCACUUUGUUCUUCAUAGACAUGUCAGAUAAUGUGAUUGACUUCUUGAGCAACAUCCAUCGCCUCCUAAAACCUGGUGGAGUAUGGAUCAACCUUGGACCGCUAAAAUGGCACUCCUUCUCGGAGCUCCAUCUGUCUGCAGAAGAAGUACUCAAGUUAGCAGACCUCCUUGGAUUUGAUGUUGACAUUUCGUCGAGGAAGAGUAUCCAUAGUGCUUACGGUGAGCAGCCAGACUCUCUACUCAAAUUUACUUAUGUUACUCAAUUCUGGAAAGCGACUAAGAGGGAGUAA
Molecule: messenger RNA, 1266 nt
Organism: Bipolaris victoriae FI3
Lineage: Eukaryota; Fungi; Ascomycota; Dothideomycetes; Pleosporales; Pleosporaceae
Exons: 4
Coding region: 1-1266 (421 amino acids)
Molecular function (GO): S-adenosylmethionine-dependent methyltransferase activity
Source: RefSeq, a predicted model, not a curated record